CGUAAAAUUUAGUAUAUUUUUAUGUUAGAAUCUUUAUACGGGAUAGAACAUCUUUCAAAGCUCUACAAAAACCAGAAAAUAUGUCGGCCGUCGUAGAAGAGACCAAAGUUGAAGGCGCUGUUGAGGCCACAAACCAAGAGGCCCCCAGCAACAAUCAAGAAGCCACCACACAAGAAGAACCCAAAAAGCAAAAGAAACCAAAACCCAAUAACAAGAAAUUGAGACAAGAAGCUGCCGCAAAGAAAGCAGCUGAUGGUGGUGGCGAAGCUGGUGCCGAGAAUGAAAAGGCCGGUGGUGAGGUUAAUGGCGAAUCUGCCACUGCUGGCGGUGACGGUGAAAAGAAAUCAGCAAACAAGAAGAAGAACAAAAACAAAAAUAAGGCCGGUCAAAAGAAGGGCGGGCAAACGGAGCCACCAACUGUGCCCAUUGCCGAACUAUUCCCAGAUGGCAAUUUCCCAGAAGGUGAAAUCAUGAAACACCCCGUACCCAAGGAUAUGCCUGACGAUCGUACCGCCACUGAUCGUUUCACUUCGGAAGAAAAACGUGCCUUGGAUCGUAUGCACAAUGAUAUCUAUCAGGAGGUGCGUCAAGCGGCCGAAGCACAUCGUCAGACACGUCAAUAUAUGCAACGUUAUAUUAAACCCGGCAUGAGCAUGAUUCAAAUUUGUGAAGAACUUGAAAAUACUGCUCGCCGUUUAAUUGGUGAAAAUGGUCUAGAGGCUGGUUUAGCUUUUCCUACCGGUUGUUCGUUGAAUCAUUGUGCUGCCCAUUAUACACCAAAUGCUGGUGAUACCACUGUCUUGCAAUACGAUGAUGUGUGUAAAAUUGAUUUUGGUACACACAUUAAGGGACGCAUUAUCGAUUGUGCAUUCACAUUGACUUUCAACGAUAAAUACGACAAACUGUUGGAAGCGGUUCGUGAGGCCACCAAUACCGGUAUUAAGGAGGCUGGUAUUGAUGUACGUCUAUGUGAUAUUGGUGCUGCAAUUCAAGAAGUUAUGGAAUCCUAUGAAGUUGAAUUGGAUGGUAAAACGUAUCAAGUUAAGGCGAUACGUAAUUUGAAUGGUCAUUCGAUUAGUCCAUAUCGUAUUCAUGCUGGCAAAACUGUACCAAUUGUCAAGGGUGGCGAAUCGACACGUAUGGAAGAAAACGAAUUCUAUGCCAUUGAGACAUUCGGCUCCACUGGCCGUGGUCUAGUUCAUGACGAUAUGGAUUGCUCUCAUUACAUGAAGAACUUUGAUGCUCCAUUUGUGCCAUUGCGUCUGCAAUCAUCGAAACAACUUUUGGGUACAAUUAAUAAACAUUUCGGUACAUUGGCUUUCUGUAAACGUUGGUUAGAUCGUGCUGGCGCCACCAAAUAUCAAAUGGCUUUGAAGGAUCUUUGCGACAAGGGUGUUGUCGAAGCCUAUCCACCAUUGUGCGAUAUUAAAGGAUGUUACACAGCCCAAUAUGAACAUACAAUUAUGUUGCGACCCACAUGCAAAGAAGUUGUUUCACGUGGUGAUGAUUAUUAAAUC
Molecule: messenger RNA, 1517 nt
Organism: Musca vetustissima
Lineage: Eukaryota; Metazoa; Arthropoda; Insecta; Diptera; Muscidae
Gene: und
Exons: 3
Coding region: 81-1514 (477 amino acids)
Biological process (GO): proteolysis
Molecular function (GO): metalloaminopeptidase activity
Source: RefSeq, a predicted model, not a curated record